Messenger RNA from Symbiodinium natans, 858 nucleotides. NCBI's taxonomy places the organism in Eukaryota, Dinophyceae, Suessiales, Symbiodiniaceae. The record is from the annotation of a GenBank genome assembly.
AUGGAAGAGCAGAUGUGGGAGCUGCGGGCUGUCAACUUCCGCUAUGGUGCCAUGGUCCUUUGCCACCUGGACCUCUUGUGCGCUCUGGUUCUUGUGUGGCAAUUUCUGCAAUCUCCGUGCGUGUCUUUGGCUUUCCUGCCCGUAGGAAGCAUGUGCACCUACAGUCUAUCCAUCUGCUUUGCCAGCGGCCGUUUGGCGCCUUCACGAAAGUUCCUUCUCUUCGCGAACUUUGUGCUCGUGCCCUUAGCCAGCCUGGGGGUUUGGAAUCCUGAAGAGCACAAAGACGCCGCGGGGCUGCAGUUCUCCCUGGUGGCUGUCGGGCACAUGACGGCCGCGGUCCUAUACCUGGACAUAACCAUCUACGUACCCUCCGCUGUCCUGCACACCCUCGUCAGCAUCGCAACCUUCAUCUACUUCAGAGGCAGCUCUCAGCUCAACAGCGCCGUGGUCUUCUGCCAUGUGGUUCAACUGCUUAUGCGCAUCAUGGUCCUGAGUCUGAUCGAGAUGGCGGUGCGCAGCUAUCUCGGGUCCAACCAGAAGCUGGAAGAGGCCCACUGCAUGAUUGCAGGGUUCCAGCAGAUCUUGAAAGGGAUGUGCGACGGAAGCCUCCUUCUUGACGAGCAGCUCCGCGUCCAUGGGCCCACAAGCUCCUUGCAGCAGCUGCUCAUGGACCGGAAAGACUUCGCAGGCAUCGACUUCGAGUCGCUCAUCAUGGAUGCCCAGGGGAGGGAGCAGUUUGCUGCCUUCAUCCAGGCCUCCUGUGCAGCUGCCGGGGAGCCCGCAGCGAUGUCGGCGCCCUCUUGCUUACGGCUGGCUCUCAAAUCUGGCUCCGGUGGGAUCGCUGCUUUCUCCAGUUAG